AUGCCAGCUACCGGAGAGCUAGUGAAAUACAAAGAGCAACAGUGCAAGCAGUCUAUUGGAGACUUCAGUGCUCUAGCCAUAACGUCGAGUCCAGAAACCUCCAAGCUCGUCCGCGAUGAGAGUAUCACCGAUGUAUUGACGUUAAACCGGAAAUGGGACGAAAGGCCAACCCAAAUUCAGAUCUGUCCUUGGUUCGUUGAUUGGGUCAAAUUUAAAAACUUCAAGACGCCUAGCGAUGUCAAGAAGAGGACUAAGAUUGGAAGAGCAGUUAUCAAGCCAGUGGAGAGUACGAACUGGGGCUUGAGACCGAUCGAUGCCUUCUCGCUGCUCAACAAAGUCAUUCUGCACGAAAUGACGCAUGGAAGGUCAGCCUGGCUAGACUACGUGGAAGACGAAAGAAUCAUCGGCACCGAAAAUCGGCUAAAUUGUUGGACGACACAGCUCCAAAGCGUGUGGAUGACGACGGUAGGAUUGUACCUAUCGUCUAUCAAGGGACCUAAAAGAGUGUCGGACAACAUCAAGCCUGGGCAUGUAGAUGACAAUAAUAAGAUCGCACCUAUCGUCUAG
Mytilinidion resinicola is the source of this 567-nucleotide messenger RNA. RefSeq lists its product as uncharacterized. The transcript is spliced from 3 exons. NCBI's taxonomy places the organism in Eukaryota, Fungi, Ascomycota, Dothideomycetes, Mytilinidiales, Mytilinidiaceae. Bases 1 to 567 code for a protein of 188 amino acids. The record is from RefSeq and is a predicted model, not a curated record.